AUGGAACUUAAGAAUUUGGCUUUAAAAAUGCCUCAGUAAAGCGAAGAAUUUUUACGUCUAUCUGAUGUAAUCGACAUAAGAUGGUACCAUAUUGUUUUACUUGAAAUUGUUAUGCUGAGUCCUACAGUUAUCAUCUUACUCUCUAAUUUCUAUAAUUUAAAUAUUUUGGUCACUUUGUUAAUCUAGCUGGGUGUAGUUUUGAUUGGUCUUCCUUGGCUAGCAAUGAAAAUACUUAACUGUCCUUUAAUUUAUUUUCUUUAUAAUGAGCUAGAGCAUGUUACAAAGCAAAUUCAUAAUGGAUUCAUCUUUUUUCUUUCUAUUUUUUUCAGCAUUAUCCUUGGAUAUCUCUUCCUAUCUCAAAAUUACUAAAAGCUUCUCAAAGUCCAAAAUGACAAAAGUGAGUUAUUUAUAAUGACUUCGUGUAUGGUUUACAGUUUAGUGAACCCCAUUUUUGAGGAAUGGUUUUGGAGAAUAUUUGUGAGAAAGAUAUGGAAUAGACAAGAAAGAGAAUACAAAAAUUUAUAUAUUUCUCUGCAUUAUGCUGCAGCAUAUGGAGUUUUGAUUUAUUCAUUAUCAUCAUCACAAAUUAUUACUUAUUGUUUAACUUUGUUUUUCUUCUUAGCUAAUGAAGUUUUUUAAAUUAUUGGUGAAAAAAGCGGUAUAAUUAGCUCUAUGUUAGCUUAAAUGGGUAUGCAUAUAGCAGUUUCUAUUAUUAUGAUAGAUAUUAUAAAUAGAAAAAAGUGA
This is a messenger RNA of Tetrahymena thermophila SB210, 744 nucleotides long. Its product is annotated as CAAX protease self-immunity protein. The record is from RefSeq and is a predicted model, not a curated record. Lineage: Eukaryota; Ciliophora; Oligohymenophorea; Hymenostomatida; Tetrahymenidae. The transcript has a single exon.